CUAACGUGAACCACUAGGAUACAUCCCCUUAACCUACACCCCCUCCUCCCGUUCUCCCCCUCGCAAGACGCUCUCUUUAUUUCUCUCACCUCCUCGUUCAAAGGCGCAAUCAAAAGCGAAAAGCAAAAGGGUUUCUCCUUCGGCUCUUGCUCUCACACACACUCGCACUCUCCCUGCAACUGUCUUUAAUCAUCCAUGGCCGACCGCAUCGACUCCGAUUCCCGUCGCCAUCUCUCUGUCGCGCCGCCUCCCCAGCAGAUCUCCAAAGAUGUUCAAGUGUCUGAAAGUACUAUUCCACUUUCACCACAGUGGCUUCUGCCAAAGCCAGGGGAGAGUAAGCCUGGAAUAGGAACUCUGGAAAACCCUUUCAAUCUGAGUCCAGCUUAUGGCAAUCGCUCAGAUACUAUGGAAUCCUCUAAAAAUGGUGACGAGAUCCAUGAAAGCCAUAAGAAAAAGGAUGUUUUUAGGCCAUCCUUGGUUGAUAUGGAAACUGGUCGUCGUGACCGUUGGCGUGAUGAAGAAAGAGACACUAAUUACUCCAUACGCAAAGACCGUUGGAGGGAUGGAGAUAGAGACCUUGGUGACAUUCGCAAAACAGAUCGUAGGAUGGACAAUUUGUCCUCUAGAUACCUUGGAGAAUUGCGUCGUGUUCCAUCUGAUCGGUGGUCUGACUCAAGUAAUAGGGAUACUAUUUAUGAACAACGGCGCGAGAGCAAGUGGAACACACGCUGGGGGCCAGAUGAUAAGGAAACUGAAGGUUUGCGUGAGAAGUGGUUAGACUAUGGCAAAGAUGGUGAUGUGCAUCUUGAUAAAGGGUUGUCUCAUGUAACCAACCAAGGAAAGGAUGAUAGGGAUGGGGAUCAUUAUCGGCCAUGGCGAUCUAGCUCCUUGCAAAGCCGAGGACGAGGAGAGCCUCCUCUUCACCCAACACUAACACCUGGCAAACAAGUUCCUACAUUUUCUUAUGGUCGUGGGCGUGGGGAAAGUACACCUCCAACCUUUUCUGUAGUACGUGGAAGGGGAAGCUAUGGUGGCAGUUCUAUGAGCACACAUUCUCUAGGAGGUGGUGUAGGUAAGGUUGAGACUGGCCAUGGGGAACCUUUCCGUUUGAGAUAUAGUAGGACAAAGUUGCUUGAUCUCUUCCAAAUUGAUACGAUUUCAUAUAAGAAGUUGGUUGAUGGGUUUGUGCAUGUUCCUUAUCUUACACAAGAUGAACCAUUAGAGCCCUUGGCACUUCAUGCACCGAAUUCUGAGGAAAUGGCUGUUCUGAAGGAAAUUGACAAAGGCGAUAUAGUAAGUAGUGGUGCACCGCAGAUAUCUAAAGACGGAAAGACCUCAACAGAUUUUACACAGUCAAGACGAACCAAACUAGGCUCUAAGGAAGAUUUUCAUGCAUUGGAAAAUUAUGGAGAUGAAAGUGCUGAUGAUUCAAGAGGUGGUUCGGUGGAUAUUUCAGAAGGCUCUUCAUUUGAGAGGCGCACACACUAUCAUGAGUCCAACUUUACAAUGGAAACCCUGCAGGAUCAUAAGUCAUGCUCAGAUAACAAGUUUAAAGCUGAAGCUUUCAGAGAUGGUGAUUCUUAUGGCAAGACCGAGGUGCUUAUUCAUAGGGAAUCAAACCUCCCAGGAAACACUUCUGUUCCUGCCACUACAUGGCGAGUCCCUUUGCAGGGACAACGUUCACAUAAUGCUUUGCAUGAUUUGAGAGAGAUUACAAGUGAUGGCAGGUCAAGGUCCUCUGACCUGGGAUGGUCAGAUCCACCCAAGGAACAACUAAAUAAUGAAUGGGAAAAUACAUUGGCUAACCCAUCUGAAAUGAAAGACGAAACCAAGUGGCAAACCAGUGAGGAUCCUGUUCUCCAGAGGCAGACAUCUGGAGUUAUGGACAGGGAACAGGAAGCCAGGAAAGGUCUGAAACCUUCUCCAGAGGAGUUAAUUCUUUAUUAUAAAGAUCCCCAAGGAAGACUCCAAGGUCCUUUUAGUGGGAGUGACAUAAUUUCAUGGUUUGAGAGUGGGUAUUUUGGUUUAGAUUUGCUGGUCUGCCCAAGUCCAAAUGAUUUGCCUUGGUCAACACUUGGUGAUGUUAUGCCCCAUUUACGAGCUAAAGCUGGGCCACCACCUGGAUUUACUGUACCAAAACAGAAUGAAUUUGUAGAUGCAUCUAGCAAGGCAAACUUUGGUAGCUUUGGGAAGCUUCAUACUGGCUUAACUGAGGUAGAUAUUUUGAGGAACGAAUCCAGGCAUAGACAUGGUUCGAUGACAGAAGCUGAGAAUAGAUUUUUGGAGUCACUGAUGUCUGGUAGUAAUAUGAGCAGUUCACCACUGGAUAAGUUUGCUUCUUCUGAAGGUAUGCAAGGAUAUAUUGGAACUAACUCUAGUAUAACACCUCCGUCAGGAGUAGAUAGUGGAAACAACCUUUACCUGUUGGCGAAGAGAAUGGCUCUUGAACGGCAGAGGUCCUUACCUAAUCCUUAUCCAUAUUGGCCUGGAAGAGAUGCUACAUCCUUGGUUUCAGAGUCUGGUAUUGUCCCAGACUCCACAACACCACAGUCAAAGCUUCUAUCUUCCAUAAAUGACAAUCCUUGUCAGCCUCUAAAUUAUCAAAAUGCUGACUUUUCCCUCAAAGGCAUAUCUGGCCGUUCAUCCUCUGGUGUAAAUAGUGGCCUCUCUGGUUGGCCAAACUUUAAUGUCCAAGGUGGAACAGAUCUACUACAGAAUAAAAUUGACUUCCAUCAUGAGCAGAGUUUCCAACAACAGAGGCUGCUAUCACAAAACCAGCCGUCUUUAACAAACCCAGUUGCUCAAGCAUCAGACAAUCCAUCUAGUAUUUUGACACCUGAAAAGUUACUUUCGUCUGGCUUAGCACAAGAUCCACAAUUAUUAAGUGUGCUUCAACAACAGUAUUUGUUGCAGUUACAUUCGCAGGCACCAGUUCAAGCACAGCAGAUGUCAUUGUUUGAUAAACUCCUGCUGUUUAAGCAGCAACAGAAACAGGAGGAGCAGCAACACUUAUUACGACAACAACAGUUGCUUUCUCAGGUGCUGUCGGAGCAUCAACCCCACCAGCAUUUUGGUGAUCCAUCUUUUGGACAGUUACAGGCAGCCGCAAUACCAACAGGGAAUGCAUCUGUAGAACCUUGUCUUCAGCCAUCACAAGAAAUGCAUCAAAUUGGUACACAGGUGCCAAUUCCCAUCGUGAAAGAUCAGCACAAUACUAACUUUGUGAAAUUGCCUCCGCAAACUAAUCAGGAUGUCAAUAAUAGUGUAAGUUCUGAAGCUUCUUUGCAUCUACCUCAUCAAUUAUUUGGAAACGUCAGCCAUAAAAAAAAUUGGGGUGCUACUGUUCCAGAACAAAUUAAUGAUACCCAUCAGAAAGAAUCAUUGCUGACAUCACCUUUCCAUGAAAACCCCCAUUUGGGUGAGAUGAUGAGCAGACCUGUUGAACCGCCACAGCAUGUGCAGAAAUCUACCCCUGAUUCUGAAUUCCAUGUUCCUAGAGCUGUGGGGCAAAAAUCAGAAGACAGUUUAGGGGUUGAUAGAAAUGUCAUGGUUGUGACCGCUGGAAUUACUUCAGAGUCUGUGCCUGUCUCUGUUGCUGUGUCAUCUGCAGGAACAUGUGAGAGUGAAGUUUCUGUACCUGAGCAUGCUGAUGGUGUCAAGGUUCAGCCUUGUGUUUUUCUUGAAGAACAGCAUGUUGAAAGGCAAAGGGACAAUAUUGAGCCCCCUAAGGUGGUAGAAAUUAAGAAUGUUGAAGUACGAGAGCAAAGAAAAGCUUCUGAGAAGAAGACUAAGAAGCAAAAGUCUUGCAAAUCACACUCAUCUUCUGAACAGGCAAAAGAAGUACCCAAGGAUUCAUCUGUAAUGCAAUUUAAGCAAUCUGCAAUUGAAAGUCAGAAUGUUGAGACAGAUGUUGGAGCUGGAGAUGGUCCAUAUGGAACGUCUCUUCAGAAGACAAGGGAUGAGAGAGUCAGUAAAUCUAGGAUCUCUACUAUUGAACAUGUGGAGUCCCAACAAGUUCAAGGCUCUGUACCUGCUGGAGCUUUUGUUGAUGAAAUUGAAACUGUUGAAGCCAAUAAUGACUUGGGAGUUCUUGGGUCAGUAUCAAUGCAGAUUAGCCAAACAAAUACUGGACAACGAGCUUGGAAACCUGCUCCUGGCUUCAAGCCUAAGUCAUUAUUGGAAAUUCAACAGGAAGAACAGAGGAAAGCACAGACAGAACUGGUGGUGUCUGAGAUCACCAGUUCUGUCAACUCUAUGAGUUUGUCAACUCCUUGGGUGGGAGUUGUGACGAAUCCAGAUUCAAAAAUGUAUAGGGAAACUCGCAGAGAUGCAGGGAAUAUUGAGUUAAGUGUGGGGAAACCUGAAGCUUCUGCGAUCCCUAAGAGAGAGAAGAGCCACUUACAUGACCUUUUGGCAGAAGAAGUAUUGGCAAAGUCUAGUGAAAGAGAUGUAGAUGUUCCUGACACAGUAUCUAGCCUGGCUACCCCACAAGUUAUGACCACCCAUUCAGAUACCAUAGAUGAUUAUAACUUUAUUGAGGCUAAAGACACUAAAAAGAGUCGGAAAAAAUCAGCCAAAGCUAAGGGUGCUGGAGCUAAGGUUUCAGUAUCCCCUGCAUCUGCUGAUGUUUCCAUCAGUUCAAGUCCCAUUGAGAGAGGGAAAAUCUCUCGUCAGAUACAGCAGGAGAAGGAAGUGUUGCCUGCAAUCCCGUCAGGGCCUUCCCUAGGAGACUUUGUUCUUUGGAAGGGAGAGUCAGCUAACCCUUCCCCUUCUCCGGCAUGGUCUGCUGACUCUGGGAAGCUUCCUAAACCUACAUCUUUAAGGGACAUCCUGAAGGAGCAGGAGAAAAAGAUAUCUUCCACCCAAAAUUCAAACCAGAUUCCAACUUCUCAGAAAUCCCAGCCUACUUUGUCUACCCGCACCAAUGGGUCUUCAUGGUCACUUUCUGCAUCUUCUCCUGCUAAGGCUGCAUCUCCAAUCCAGAUCAAUUCUCAUCCGUCUCAAUCAAAAUAUAAAGGAGAUGAUGACCUAUUCUGGGGCCCAAUUGAUCAAUCAAAGCAUGAAACCAAGCAGGCAGAUUUCCCUCAUCUUGCAAGCCAGGGCAAUAGGGCAAUCAAAAGCACAUCUGUCAAAGGUGCUUCGUCUGGAUCAUUGAGUCGACAAAAGUCGGUUGGUGGCAGACCUGCUGAUAGAUCUCUUUCAUCCUCACCUGCCUCUGCGCAGGCUUCCUCAAAGGGGAAAAGAGAUGUCAUGACCAAUCAUUCAGAAGCUACAGACUUCAGAGAUUGGUGCCAGAGUGAGUGUCUCAGGCUUGUUGGAACAGAAGAUACAAGUAUCCUUGAAUUUUGCUUGAAGCAGUCCAGAUCAGAGGCUGAGAUGCUUCUGAUAGAGAACCUCGGAUCAUUUGAUCCCAAUCAUGAGUUCAUUGACAAAUUCCUCAACUACAUGGAGUUGUUACCAGCAGAUGUCCUUGACAUUGCCUUUCAAAGUCGGAACAAGCGGGUCACUGGAUUCAUCGCAAGAGAUGUGAAUUCUGGCAAUGCAGGUGUUGGGGACAUCGAUCGUGAUACCACAAUUGGCCCUGAUGGGUCCUCAAAAGGGGGAGGAAAGAAGAAAGGGAAAAAAGGAAAGAAGGUUAGCCCUACGGUUUUGGGAUUUAAUGUUGUCAGUAACCGGAUCAUGAUGGGUGAGAUCCAGACAGUUGAAGAUUAGGUCAGUUUUUGGAGCCAGUUGUAAAUACAUUUUGGCUUUUAACCGGUUGUAAAUGGUUUUCGCUUUAGGAUUUUUGUUUUCUUCAUAGAGCUCUUCAGCAGUACUCUUGUUAGUAUCUGCUCAACCGUUUUUGUCAGUCUGAGAGAGGUGUAAUCCUAUUAUCAAGGUAACCUUAGUCUGUCUUCUUUUGUUCCUUCA
Carya illinoinensis is the source of this 5910-nucleotide messenger RNA. Its product is annotated as protein ESSENTIAL FOR POTEXVIRUS ACCUMULATION 1-like. Lineage: Eukaryota; Viridiplantae; Streptophyta; Magnoliopsida; Fagales; Juglandaceae. The transcript is spliced from 10 exons. Gene Ontology annotation, molecular function: protein binding. Bases 196 to 5712 code for a protein of 1838 amino acids. The record is from RefSeq and is a predicted model, not a curated record.